This is a messenger RNA of Ostrea edulis (European flat oyster), 759 nucleotides long. RefSeq lists its product as uncharacterized. Gene Ontology annotation, molecular function: cysteine-type deubiquitinase activity. The record is from RefSeq and is a predicted model, not a curated record. The coding region runs from base 1 to 759 and encodes 252 amino acids. NCBI's taxonomy places the organism in Eukaryota, Metazoa, Mollusca, Bivalvia, Ostreida, Ostreidae. Gene Ontology annotation, biological process: protein deubiquitination. The transcript has a single exon.
AUGGAACAUUCCUUUCAAAAUCUCUCCCUCAAUUCGCCGAGGAAAACCCGCGAUCCAGGGGGAGGGGUUCCUCAUAUAAACCCCGGGGGGAGGGCACGAUAUGACACUGUGGUCGAUUCUAUACCACACAGGGAAGAUAUAUCGGGAUAUUAUCACUCCAAACGGGAGUCCAAGGAAGAAAAAACGCCAAAGUACACAUACUACCCUAUAACAAAUGUGUGGCAAAAAGAGAAGUCCAGAUUGUUGGAUAUUCCGCUAGAAAAAUAUAUAAACUGUGCCGAUAUGAAACAAUUUAGUCAAACUUCCCCGCCAAAACAAACUCUCACGGUCCGCGGGGAUGGCAACUGCUUUUUUCGCGCCAUCAGUGCAGUGGUGUCUGGUUCGGAAGCGGAACAUAUGACGGUUCGGACGGCGGUCACCAAACAUGUUAGCGACCACCCGGAUAUGUAUAGAACAUUUCUCCUGAGUAGAGGUGGAAUGACUAAAUACAUUUCAAGUAUGAAAAGGUCACGAGAGUGGGCGACAGACACGGAGAUCAUGGCAACGGCUACUCUGCUGAGGACCGUUAUAAUGGUGUACUCUCCCAUUCAAUUUGGCGGGAAAACAGAAUAUCAUUGGCAGACGUUUAAACCCUUAGACAACACAGAAAUGACGCACCCUGUGAUAUAUCUAUCAAAUAAAAACGAACAUUUUGACCCAGUAUUAGAUGUAGAAACAGAGGACACAUUACACACCAAACCGAAAUCGCUGCAGUACUGA